Messenger RNA from Mollisia scopiformis, 1218 nucleotides. RefSeq lists its product as uncharacterized. The transcript has 5 exons. Bases 247 to 1059 code for a protein of 270 amino acids. The record is from RefSeq and is a predicted model, not a curated record. NCBI's taxonomy places the organism in Eukaryota, Fungi, Ascomycota, Leotiomycetes, Helotiales, Mollisiaceae.
CUUUUUUAUUGUUGAUAUUGAUCUAAAUUCCGGCAAUCUGGGAGACAAAUUGCUGUUGUGUUGCGAAAGCUGGUGGCAGAACAACUACGACCGAGCCAACGGGAGCUUGUUCCCACCCAUAGGCCAGCUAGCGCGCCAAGCAGUCUCCGAAACGUCUCAGGUUACACAACGAGACAUCCCCUCGAAUUUCCACCCAACACCAUCCAAUGUCAUUUGAACCUCGUGUUCUCACAUGAUUCAUCCCAAAUGGCGUCAAUAGCAUCAGAGUUGCGCAGCGGGGCAACGCAACGACCCACGGACAUGAGUCGGAAGAUUCGGGUUAUUGGUAGUGGGUUUGGACGCACGGGUACCAUGUCACUCUCAGCGGCUCUAGAAAAGUUACUUGAUGGAAAAGUCUACCACACUGGAACGAUGAUCUUUCAGGAAGAAGCAACGAUGAGAAAAUGGGGUCGACUCAUGAACCCAGAUUCCCCUCCAGAAGUCUCCAAGACUCUCCUGGGAGAGGUAUUAGCUGGCUAUGUUGGCAUCACGGAUACGUGCGGUGCAGCCAUGACUCCGGAGCUAGUCGAGAUGUACCCAGACGCAAUCGUGAUCUGCACUACUCGGGAGGAAGAAGCAUGGUGGAAGAGCUGGUCUGAUAUGUCGGGCAACGCACCACCGGCUUGGGUCAUGAAGAUUAUGUUCCUGCCCGUUCCUUGCUUUCGGUACUUCCCUGGAUCGAUUCAUCAGAUGUGGAGGAGGUUGAGCAAACUCUACGGCUUCGACAAAGUUCAACAACCGCAAGACAAAGGUUACAUUACCAUCCAUAACGAGUGGUUAAAAACAGUCGUUCCACCAGAGAGGCUGCAUUUCUUCAGCGUGAAAGAAGGCUGGGGACCACUCUGCAAGAUCCUUGAUCUACCAGUCCCCGAAGAGCCAUUCCCGAGAGCAAAUGAGCAGGCUGCGAUGACGGAGUUGAGUGAGCAGAUUAUGGUUCAUGUGUACAAGGGCUGGGGAUCGAUCAUUGGCGCUACGGUGGUUGGUAUUGCGAGUAUAUGGCUGUAUUUGAGGAAUUUUUAGGUGUUCGCUCAUACAAAAACAUGGAGUUGAGCGUUAGAUUGGAAAGAUUUCUGGAAGCUACUUUCAAUUUGGAAGAAAUUGUCGAAUUGAGUUCUCGAGAAUAAUAGCAAGUAGUAUGUAGGAGUUUUGCAGUUCAAUUUAAUGUAAGCUUCGUAGUAG